Molecule: messenger RNA, 2794 nt
Organism: Brachypodium distachyon (stiff brome)
Lineage: Eukaryota; Viridiplantae; Streptophyta; Magnoliopsida; Poales; Poaceae
Product: serine/threonine-protein kinase CTR1
Exons: 15
Coding region: 185-2476 (763 amino acids)
Biological process (GO): protein phosphorylation
Molecular function (GO): protein kinase activity; ATP binding
Source: RefSeq, a predicted model, not a curated record
CAAGUUUUUUAACUCCUUGGUCGCGCCUCGCGCGGUUCGUCACGCUUCAGGCUUCACACACGCAGCGCGGCUGCCGGCUGGGCACCAAGGCGAAGUUAAUCAAAAGCUCGACCCGCUCGUCCAUGCGUAACCAUCGUUAAGCUCUCCUCUCAUAUACAUAGCUCCGGAGGCCAAUAUAUCGGCCAUGCCGCACCGCCGCCGCCUCCACAACCUCGCGCCUCCGCUCCCGCCGCCGCCUCCUCCGCCCCCGACCGCCUUCGACCUCGCCGAGGACCCUUGGCUGCCGCUCCUCGCCGACUACCCGCGGCUCCAUGAUCCCGCCGGCGCGCCGCCGCCAUCGACGUCCCCGGCGCAGUGGAGCGCCGCCUUCACCGACACCGCGACGUCGUCCGCCACCACCGCCACGGCGGCGGCUGGCUGCUGCUGCUCCUCCUCCUCCACCACCCUGCCGGCGCCGGCCGUAGCGGGCGACACCUGGGUCCGCCGCUCCAGGGAGGGCUACCACCUGCAGCUCUCCCUCGCCAUCCGCAUCACCUCCGAGGCCUUCCUCGCCGGCGUCCCGCCCGAGCUCCUCCUCCGCCGCCUCGGCCCCGGCCCCGCCGUACAGCACGCGCCGGAGCAUCACGCCGCCGCCGAUUCCCCCGCCGUCUCCUACCGGCUCUGGGUGAACGGGUGCCUGGCGUGGGGGGACAAGAUCGCGCAUGGGUUCUACAACAUCAUCGGGGUCGACCCGCACCUGUGGGCGGCGUGCAACGCGGAGGAUGGCCGGCGGCUGCCGACGCUGGCGGCGCUGCGGGGGGUGGACGCCAGCGACCAGUCGUCGCUGGAGGUGGUGCUCGUAGACAGGUGCGGCGGCGACCCGGCGCUCGUCGACCUCGAGCGGCGCGCGCUGCAGCUCCACCGCGCGCUCGGCGCCACGCUCGACCUCGUCCGCCGCCUCGCCGUCCUCGUCUCCGACCACAUGGGGGGUGCACUGAGAUCGGAGGACGGGGACCUGUACAUGCGCUGGAAGUCAGUCAGCAAGCGUCUGAGGACGCAGCAGAAGAGUGUCGUUGUCCCCAUCGGGCGACUGUCCAUUGGGUUCUGUAGGCACCGUGCUAUUCUUUUCAAGGAGCUAGCAGAUUUCAUCGGCCUGCCAUGCCGGAUCGCACAAGGUUGCAAAUACUGCUCCGCACCUCACCGAUCCUCUUGCCUUGUCGAAAUCGACAACGAGAGAAGAUAUUCAAGGGAGUACGUCGUGGACCUCGUUGUUGUGCCAGGGAGCAUCUGCAACCCAGACUCGUCCAUCAACGGGGAGCUGCUCUCCUCUGUGUCUUCGCCUUUUAAGACUAGUUGUACGACAAUUUUAGCAACUUAUGCGGCACCGGCUGCAUCUUGGAACCAUGCGAUUGGUGACGACCAUCACAACUCGAUACACUCAAAUUCUCACUAUCCAGCAGUUGCCGGGGAGAAGAACUAUGAUCAGUUAGCCACCAAUGAAGGUGUGUUGAAAUGUGGUCUGGUCACGCAGAACAGCAACACGUCAGUGUUUGAAGUGUCGAAACAAUUGAAUGGGUUGGAGAUCGGUAAUGAAGAUGUCAAUAAGGAGAACAUCCCAGGUGUUAUACUGCCGAGACGCCUAAUUGUUGAGCCAUCUUUCGCCAUGGACUGGCUUGAGAUAUCAUGGGAUGAGCUUGAGCUGAAGGAACGCGUAGGCGCUGGUUCUUUUGGUACCGUUCAUCGAGCUGACUGGCAUGGUUCUGAUGUUGCAGUAAAAGUGCUUACAGACCAGGAUGUCGGUGAAGCUCAGCUGAAGGAAUUCCUUAGAGAGAUCUCAAUCAUGAAACGGGUUCGCCAUCCAAACGUUGUAUUGUUCAUGGGUGCUGUGACAAAAUGCCCACAUUUGUCGAUAGUAACGGAAUAUUUGCCUAGAGGUAGCCUCUUCCGUCUCAUCAACAAGGCAGCCGGUGGGGAAAUGCUCGAUUUAAGGCGGCGGCUGCGCAUGGCAUUAGAUGUUGCAAAAGGCAUCAACUAUCUCCAUUGCCUGAACCCUCCUAUUGUACAUUGGGAUCUGAAGACACCAAACAUGCUGGUGGAUAAGAACUGGUCUGUGAAGGUAGGUGACUUUGGCUUGUCCAGAUUUAAGGCGACCACCUUCAUAUCAUCCAAAUCAGUCGCUGGAACACCAGAAUGGAUGGCACCAGAGUUUCUCCGUGGUGAGCCAUCUAACGAGAAAUGCGACGUGUAUAGCUUCGGUGUGAUCUUGUGGGAGCUGGUAACGAUGCAGCAACCAUGGAGCGGCUUAGGCCCGGCACAGGUGGUAGGAGCGGUUGCAUUCCAAAACAGAAGGCUUCCGAUCCCAAAAGAUACCAUCCCAGAACUCGCUGCUCUUGUUGAAUCAUGCUGGGAUGAUGAUCCAAGGCAGCGCCCUUCAUUUUCGAGCAUUGUGGAUACGCUAAAGAAGUUACUCAAGUCAAUGCUCGUAGCCGGUUCAUGAAGAGUUCAGCAGAUUGCUAGUUUCACAUUUUUCUCUCCUCUUUCUGUCAGUAAAUGUUAAUAAUAUACAGCGAGGAACAAGGAAUAUGAUCCCUCUCUGCAGAUGGUAGUUGAAGCAGCACAAGCGAAAUGCUGCAUCGAGUUUGUUAGCUCUCUGGUGGGCUUUAUUCAGUGAUGUCCUCUAGUAAUCGAAGCUCUUUGCAGGGGUCCAAAAAUGUCCGAUAUCUUUUCAAAUGUUUCUACUGGUUGAGCAAUACUGCAGCAGUGCUGUUGUCGAAGAGAAAGGGAAAUCAAUUUGAUAUUGAAUUGUUGACAACAA